This is a messenger RNA of Rodentolepis nana, 543 nucleotides long. Lineage: Eukaryota; Metazoa; Platyhelminthes; Cestoda; Cyclophyllidea; Hymenolepididae. The record is from the annotation of a GenBank genome assembly.
AUGCGUCUGCCUGUGGGUGCGCUUCCUCAACUCGGGUUUGUGUGUGUUGCUGCGGGUAAUCCAGCUAUCUGUGUCAACGGUCUGUCUACGGAUGGAGGUGCAGUGGCGUGGUGCCUAGCUCAUCAGCGGUGCGGCAGCCCUGGGCUACUCUUGUCUCCCAGUGCUACUACUACUGUGGUUGAGUGGGUGCGAGGCCAUGGCCUCCGUGGCGUAUUUACCAGAUUGACCAGUCCUGUUUAUAGCGUGUGGGUCAGCAAAGCUAAUACAUGCCACGAAGCCCUGACCCCGGGCUCCCUCGGGGAAUGGGUGCACUUAUUAGAACAGAAGCCAACCAGUCUCCGCGUGCAUUCCCUCCUUCGGGAGGUGUGUGCGCGGGCUGCAGCACUUCUGGUGACUCUGGAUAAUUGUUACAGAUCGCAGUCGGCUUUACGUCGGCGACGGGUCCUUCAAAUGUCUGCCCUAUCAACUUUCGAUGGUGACCUGCCUACCAUGGUGAUAACGGGUAACGGGGAAUCAGGGUUCGAUUCCGGAGAGGGAGCCUGA